AUGCCUCAUGAUCAAGUGAGCCAAGACACAAAGCUCGGCGCAGGCCCUUCUGGCCAGAGUAGUGCACAGGUCCUCAUGGAUGUUCAAGGUCUCAAGGAUGAAGAGGGAGCAGUUGCCACAGCUUCCUCUCUGUCCUCUUCCUCCUUUGCUUCAAUUAGGGCCACACCAGGAGAAGAGGCUGGGCAUGGGAAAUCAAGCUGUCCUCAAAAUCCUAAGGAUAUCUCCUCUCCCCAGACUGCCAUGGCUUUUAGUAAUAGCAGUCAAUUUUGUGAGGGCCCCAUCCAGCAAGGAGCGGAGGGUCCUAGUCCAUCACAGGACAAGGAUGUCCCUCAGGCCAUGCAGGAUGAGUCCCUAAAUGAUAAGUUAGAUGAAUUGGUGCCAUUUGUGCUCCAGAAGUUUGAAAAGAAGGAGCAGAUCACCGUGGAUGAAAUGCUGCAUGUUGUGGACCGUGAUUAUCAUGAACAUUUCCCUGUGAUAUUUAGGAAUCUCUGUGAGUGCUUGUAUCUGUGCUUUGGCAUUAAGAUGAAGAAAGUCGGUCCCCCUGGCCGCACAUAUGAGCUUGUCUCUGAUUUGGGCCUCACUUAUAGUGGGUUGCUAGAUAACAAGUUCCAAAUGUUUCUGAAAGCUGACCUCCUGACACUCAUCCUGAGUACAAUCAUUAUAAAGGGCAACAGGCUCAGUGAGGAGGACCUCAAGGAACUACUGAGAGAAAAGAAGGGAUUAGGUGAGACAGAACACUUUGCUAUUGGGGAGCCCUGGAAAUUCAUCACAGAGGAUUUGGUUCGAGAAGGGUACCUGGUGCACCAGCAGGUUCCUAACAGUGAUCCUGCUUGCUAUGAGUUCCUGUGGGGUCCAAGGGCCCAUGCUGAAACCACCCAGAUUAAAGUCUUAAAACACAUGUUCAACUUUUGA
Molecule: messenger RNA, 912 nt
Organism: Cavia porcellus (domestic guinea pig)
Lineage: Eukaryota; Metazoa; Chordata; Mammalia; Rodentia; Caviidae
Product: melanoma-associated antigen 4-like
Exons: 1
Coding region: 1-912 (303 amino acids)
Biological process (GO): negative regulation of transcription by RNA polymerase II
Cellular component (GO): nucleus
Source: RefSeq, a predicted model, not a curated record